Molecule: messenger RNA, 4923 nt
Organism: Pieris brassicae (large cabbage white)
Lineage: Eukaryota; Metazoa; Arthropoda; Insecta; Lepidoptera; Pieridae
Gene: for
Product: cGMP-dependent protein kinase, isozyme 2 forms cD4/T1/T3A/T3B
Exons: 11
Coding region: 214-3420 (1068 amino acids)
Biological process (GO): protein phosphorylation
Molecular function (GO): cGMP-dependent protein kinase activity; ATP binding
Source: RefSeq, a predicted model, not a curated record
AGUCGUGAUUGGUCGUUUGUUUGUCGAAGUGCGUUCCGAAUUUAAAAUAUCGCGGCCAAAUUUAAUCUGUGGUGAAUGAUGAGUGUAUUACAAAUUAACUAAAUAAAAUAAUAAUAAAUUUGAAACAAGAACAAUGAAGUGUCAAUCAUCAAUACAAGCAAAUACGCCUACGUUAUUUUUAUUAAUAAAAGUAGAGAAAGCAAGGAUUACAUUAUGAAAAUCAAACACUAUCCAGGAAAAGCGGUCAUGGAGGACCCCUGGCUUUCCUUAAACGACAGAACAAUGGACCUUGUAUAUGCUGCUAACUGGGUCGGCGCAGAGAACCUUAACGAGUAUAACAGCACCAGUAGUAGCCAAUCUAAUGGUUCCAAAUUUAACUCUAUAUCAAGAAGCAAAUCAUGCCGAGAUGUGGGUCGCACCGUUGAUAGAGAUCAAAGUGAUAGUUCAUACGAUUUGGAGCACAAUGGUUAUAAUUAUCCCCCCAAUGUGCCCAGAAGUAACAAUAUAUCUCAAUUAGCUAAAUACCAACAAGAUAUUGAAGAAAAAUCUAGAGCAACAAAUAACCUUCUAAUUCAAAAUAAAUUAAAACAUAGCUAUAGUUUUAAAGACAUGCCAAACGGUUACAAACCGUCGACCCUAAGAAGAGUUAAAAGAAGAAAUUUUACAGAAUGGGAUAUCGAUGCUUUUGGAAACAAUGAGCGUCAACCACCUGUUCCACCAAAGCGAAAAGAGUCGCUAAAAUAUGCUCACCGGCAGAGAAAAGUGGAUUCAAAAAAGCUUUGCUAUCCUCUUCCAGACCCAGGCCCUGUACCACCUGACCCAUCUUCAGAAUCCUAUUACGAAUAUUAUUCACGUGUAAGCCAACAGAACAAUGAGACAGAUAGCGAUAAAAUAAAACUAAUUCAGAAAGAUCCAAAAAUAGAAUCACCACCUUAUGAUGGUUCUAUUUCUAAUCAUUCGAUUAGAGGAUUCGGUAAUGAUAUGUACAAAAUUAUUAAUUCUAUGGCCACGUUGGAUUUAGCACCGAUUAAGUUCAGAUCCAGUAAACAUAAACACGAUAAGGAUAGUGAUGCGGAAGGUUUUGGUUUAUAUAAGCAUAAUAAUGGAUCUGCAUGCGAACCAAUUCCUCAACACAUAAAGCAACCAAACAUUGAACGGAACAGUUGCGUAGAAGAUGCACGUCCUAAUUUUCGGUCUAAAUCGUUGAGAGUCAAGAGUGAGAGUAGAGCUCCUUUGAAGGCAUAUCUUGAUACAAUGGAAUAUAACGACAAUGCAUACAAUAACAACGUAACCGUCACUCAACCGAAAAGGAACCUCUCUCCAAGCGAGCAGUUAUCGUUAAUGCAGUAUGAAACGUGUAAAGGAAGUCCAAAUCCGACUCUACCGCCCAUCAGUAACGGUUAUAACUCGGUUAAAUGGGGGAAAGAAAGUGACCAUCGGACUUCAAACGGUGCCAUUAGGCAAAAAUCUGAUAAAUACGGAAAAUUAUAUAACACAGUGCGAGUAAAAAGUGAAGAUAGAUAUGAUAGGUAUAAUGACAUUUUAUCUCUGGGACAGCUCAGAGAAGGUAUAAGUGAGGAACGUGUGAGUGAUAAAGCUAAGAAUGGCGCGUAUCCGCGUAGUGCAAAAACUUCGUCUAGUGGUUCCGACUCGGACUUUUCGAUACCGCGACCUAAACUAAUAGUACCUGUGCAUACUUAUGGAACUCGAAAGAGAAGAACGGGAAAUCUUUGUCAGCGGGAAAGUAACGCGACGGAGUCUUCAUUAGACGCUGGUAUAGUACUCAAUGUCUCGCGUCUCGAAGAACAGUCCAAAGAAAAUCACCGAAAUGGAGAUACAGAGGGCAGAGUGGAGGUUUCAAGGGAGAACAAGUACCUUAGUACAAUGGCGCCUGGAAAGGUAUUUGGUGAACUGGCCAUACUCUACAACUGCAAAAGAACGGCCACCAUAAAGGCAGCUACGGAUUGCAGGCUUUGGGCAAUCGAACGUCAAUGUUUCCAAACUAUUAUGAUGAGGACUGGACUCAUCCGACAAGCCGAAUAUACGGACUUCCUUAAAAGUGUUCCAAUCUUCAAAAAUCUUCCCGAGGACACGCUUAUUAAAAUAUCUGACGUGCUUGAAGAAACACACUACCAAAACGGGGAUUACAUCAUACGACAGGGCGCUAGAGGAGAUACCUUCUUCAUUAUAUCCAAGGGACAAGUCAAGGUAACGCAGAAACAGCCAAAUAGCAAUGAUGAAAAAUUCAUUAGAACUCUUACCAAGGGCGAUUUCUUCGGUGAAAAGGCAUUGCAAGGAGACGAUCUACGAACGGCCAACAUUGUCUGCGACUCGCCAGAGGGCACCACCUGUCUUGUCAUUGAUCGAGAGACAUUCAAUCAGCUGAUUUCCACAUUGGACGAAAUUCGCACCAAGUACAAAGACGAAGGCGACGACCGACAGAGGCUCAACGAAGAAUUCGCCAAUCUCCGCUUAUCAGACCUACGUAUCAUCGCCACAUUGGGUAUCGGAGGUUUUGGUCGCGUCGAGCUGGUACAAAUCCAAGCAGACUCGAGCCGUUCCUUCGCCCUGAAGCAGAUGAAGAAAGCCCAGAUCGUUGAAACGAGACAGCAACAGCACAUCAUGUCAGAGAAAGAGAUAAUGUCGGAGAUGAACUGCGAAUUCAUAGUAAAGUUGUACAAGACGUUCAAGGACCGUAAAUACUUGUAUAUGCUUAUGGAGACUUGCCUUGGAGGAGAGUUGUGGACUAUUUUGAGAGAUAAAGGUCAGUUUGACGAUUCCACUACUAGAUUCUACACAGCUUGCGUCGUUGAAGCGUUCCACUACUUGCAUUCUAGGAAUAUUAUUUACAGGGAUCUCAAGCCAGAGAAUUUACUCCUAGACUCCAAAGGCUAUGUGAAGCUGGUGGACUUCGGGUUCUCUAAGAAGUUGCAGGCAAGUCGCAAGACUUGGACAUUCUGUGGUACGCCAGAGUACGUAGCCCCUGAAGUCAUCAUGAACAAAGGUCACGAUAUAAGCGCGGACUACUGGUCUUUAGGUGUCUUAAUGUUCGAGCUUCUAACUGGAUCACCGCCAUUCACUGGAGCCGAUCCAAUGAAGACGUACAAUAAGAUCCUAAAGGGUAUUGAUGCAGUGGAGUUCCCGAGAUGCAUCACCCGCAACGCAGCUAACCUCAUCAAGAAACUCUGCAGGGACAACCCUGCCGAGAGACUGGGCUACCAGCGAGGCGGCAUCACAGAGAUUCAGAAACACAAGUGGUUCGACGGUUUCAAUUGGGAAGGUCUAGCGAUGCGCACGCUUGAGCCACCCAUAAAGCCAACCGUUAAAUCAGCAGUUGACACACACAACUUCGACCAAUACCCACCUGACGCCGAUGAGCCUCCACCCGAUGACCUGUCUGGCUGGGAUGCUACUUUCUAAAUAUUAUAGAACUCGCUGGAACUUUCUAGAUUUUCUGGGGUCCAAGACUUUUAGUGACCUGUAAGAUGUUCUUAACACUUCAUACUUCCAUGUGAAUCUUCCUCGAUCUUUUAGAACUCUCUAGAAAAUUUUGGGAUCCUUCAAUUUUUCUCUACUAUAUGCAAUUCGAAUAAUAAUUUGACAUGAAAGACAAUUUGUCUAUACAAUGACAAUAUUCUAGAGGUGCCAACUUAUUUACUAUAGACAAUCUAGAACACUUCUAGAACUCUCUAGAACGACUAAUAAUGACUUCAAAAUUACUUAUGACUUCAAUAAAACUAUGAAGCUUCAAUUAGUAGAAUUGUAAAUAACAUGUGAUGGUAAUCACAAGUAGCACAAAAUAGAUCUUCUUAGUAGAAUUAAGUAAAGUCAAGUUAUAUGAGAAUCGAAUUUGGUACUUCAUAUUAGGAUUCUUGUCUCAUAUUAGUCAAGCAAGUUUGCCAUACAGGACUUGCCCGUAAAAUAUUGAAUUUAGUCAUACUUUCAAAAUUUAGUUUAAUACAGAAUUAAUAAAAUUUUGUUUGGUAGGCCAUCUAAUGCUUAAAAGUUGAAUUUAAACCCAGGCGCCGCGCUUCCCAUACAAUACAAAUUUUAAUUUUUCCCGGAUUAAGUCAUUUUUAAGUAAUUCAAAAACGAAGACUAAACUAGGGUGCGCUGUAAGUUUUUUCAUACAAAUAUUUCGUUUUACCGCCACUUACGGUCUAUGGUCUUCAUGAGUUCUACAUAUGACAUAAUAUCUCUAAAACGGAUGUAAAUCUUUUACAUUAUUUACAUAACUGGUUUCUAAUGCUUUACAGUGAGUCGAAAAAACAAAAUAACAUUUAUUAUAGAUAAUUCUUAUGAACGUCAGUAAAAAAUAAAAUAUAAAAUAGUUCUCCUUUAGCUCUUCCAAUCACCAAGAUUUAAAACUCAUGUAAGACAAGACAUUUAUUAUAAUUCCCUUGCUUUCCAAGUUGUCAUUUUAAGUUUUCAAAAGGUGAUUUGUAUACCAAAUGUUACCAAACCAUGAAUCCCAUAAUAUUUGUAAAUAUAAAAUUAUCGUAAAUAUUGCAUACUGUAUAAAUGUUACGAUAAUAUAUGCCUAUUAUAAAAUUCGUGACAAUAAUUAUUUACCUUAAGCAUUAUGAGGGCUCAUAUUUUAAUAUUUAUCGUAAGCUCGCACUAAGUAAAAUAAGUUCAGUUUAUUUAAAAUAAGUGCUUUUGGGAAAUUUGAUGAAACCUUACCACAUAUUGAUUGUCCUUUUCAAAAGUGUAUGGCUCAAAUUAUACCUAAAAUUGAAAUUUAUCGAUUUAUUUUAGUUAAAUAUUUUAAGUAUCAAUUUCUCCACUUCAUAGUAAGAUUUAUUGUAAAUAUUAAUGCAAUUUUAAAUAUGAUUAAAUUUGAAUUGUGAAAUUUUAAUUUACUUACCUAUGUUUAAUGUUAUGUAAGAAGCGUAUAUUUUUGUAAUCCUAAUUAAAUAUUAU